Messenger RNA from Rotaria sp. Silwood1, 705 nucleotides. The record is from the annotation of a GenBank genome assembly. Lineage: Eukaryota; Metazoa; Rotifera; Eurotatoria; Philodinida; Philodinidae.
AUGGGUUGGCUUGCCAGUGGCACAUACUCCCGUUACGAUUCAACCGGCGGCUCUAAUGGUGGAUGUAUUCGCUUUGAACCCCAAAGUACUUGGCCAGUCAAUAAAGGUUUAGAAAUAGCACGAGAUCGUCUGGGAAGUGUUUAUCAUAAUAAUCCCGGCUUAACUUACGCUGACUUGUACACGCUAGCUGCUGUUGUGGCCGUCGAAAAAAUGGGCGGUCCGAUCAUCAAAUGGCGACAUGGACGAGUUGACUUUGAAAAUGGAAAAAAUUCGCCGCCCAGUAAUCGAUUACCGAGUGCUUCUCAAGAUGCUCAAAGUAUCCGGUUUGCUUUCUAUCGAAUGGGUUUCAAUGAUCGUGAAAUUGUUGCUUUGAUCGGUGCUCAUUCUUUGGGUCGGUGUCACACUGAUCGAAGCGGUUUCGAAGGACAGUGGACAUUAACACCGACCACAUUUUCAAAUGAGUUUUUCCGUGGUUUAUUGGAAGACACUUGGGAAAAACGUAAUUGGCAAGGUCCAACACAGUUCGAAGAUGUGCAAACAAAAUCUUUAUUAAGAUUACCGUCCGAUAUACUGCUUAUUGAAGAUCCUCAAUUUAAAGUAUAUGUGGUAGAAUAUGCCAACAAUGGAAGUCAAUUUGCUGUGGAUUUUGCAAAUGCUUUCGGAAAACUAUUGGAAUUGGGAGUGGACUUUCCAGCAACAUAUUGA